GUGAGCUUUAAAAAAAAAAAAAAAAAGGGAAAUUGUAAGGUUGCAGCUCGUAUUAUUAGCGUCCCAAUACACACGAACCCUAGGUAGGCAGUCCUAGUUCCAUUCCUUCUCGGAGAGAAGGGCACUCUGAGCAAUCUUUGUGCUGUUCGGCUUCCCCUCCGUUUUCAAGUUUCUGGACCUAGGGUUUCUGUUGUGUUCGAAACAGCCCUCUUUGGAGUCCUAGGGUUGUCUCAAGAAACAAAAUUGUGUUUGGCUGUUGGUGGGAUUCGUAAGAAACUGUUGAUGGACGGAGGAGCCCCGGCUGGGCCGUCGUCUAUGAUAAAGCAGCUAGCCUCCUGCAACAAGAUCACCCGAGACAAAGCCUUCAAGCUCCUCAAGUCAUGGCUUCCUCUCCAGCCCCAAGUGUCCGAAGAGGACAUGAGGAAGAUCUGGAAAGGCUUCUUCUACUGCGUUUGGCACUCUGACAAGGCCCCCGUCCAGGCCGACCUCAUCGAUCGCCUAUCCUCCCUGCUCCUGCGCCUCCAUCCCUCUCUCGCUUCGCAUUACUUCUCCGUUUUCUUGCUUACAAUGCGCCGCGAGUGGAGCGGCAUUGAUGUUUUGCGCUUGGAUAAGUUUUAUCUCUUGAUUCGCCGGUUUCUGCACCAUUUUUUACUCCUGUUGAAGAGCAACCGUUGGGAUGCAGAGCUUUCCGUCAAAUUUAUUCAUGUUUUGGAAGAAGGGACUUUCUUGGCUGAGGAUAAGUAUCCUGCCGACGGGGUUAAUUAUCAUGUCGCGUCUAUUUUAUUGGAAGAACUCAAGCCCUUUCUACCGGUGAGGGCAGAAACACUAGAAGCACUGUUUCAACCAUUUCUCUCCGUAAUGGGGAAGUCUUCAAAUAAGGUUUUGGUGGCCAAGAUUAAGUCUAAUGUCUUUGAUGUUUUGGUGAAAAUGGGGAAGACUCUUUUGGAGGUGAAGAAAUUGGGGAAUGAGAUUGAUGCUGGCAGUGAUAUGGUGCUUUUUGGGACAAUAGCCUUGACUAUAAAUUUUGCGACGAAGUUCUAUGACUUGGGCUCUUCGACUGAGUGUUUUCAGGGGAGCAGGAAGGUUCUUUUCAGUCUGCAUGAGGAUUUCUCGAACUUGAAGAAGGAUUUGGAGAGUUUGGGAAUUCAAAAUUUGAUUCCACAGAUCAAUAGUGAUGAUGCGGAAGAGGAGGUGCCACUGCUGGUCCCUAUCAAUAUUGAUACCGAAAGAGGUGUUCCUAAAGUUGAUUCAGGAGAUGCUGGGUCCGAAAUCAUUAAUGGGUAUGCUGGUAAGCGCGCUAAGAAGAGCAAGAAGACAAAGAAAGUGUCAGGUGGAAGCGGAAAGAAAGUAAAGGCAGAAAAGAAUGUGCUCUCUGACCUUCAUUUAGAGAACAGCAAAGAUGGGAAGAUGCAGUUUGAAAAGGUUGCUGCAGAAGCUGGCUUGGACGAUGGUGGUACAGAUUUUUGUGACUCGUCUAAAAUUUCCAUCAAUGGUAAAGCCUCAAAGAAGAGGAAGAGAGCAAAGAGUGUGGAUGGAAAGGAUUCUAAAAAUGCGGAUGUGAAUAGCAAAGGAGAUGUUGGAGGCAGUGUAGGUGCAAAGAGUGUAGAAAGGAGUGCAAAGAAGGUUAGAUUCUCUAUGAAAAAUAAUUUGGUUUGGAAACCUCACAGCCCCUUACCACCCCAGAGCUUGAGAUUACCCCCAUCUGUUACUCCAAGAGGCAGCGCCCUUAAGAAAGGAUUACCUCCAGGUCCCAUUAGAGAAAUACCCCCUAUGGCCAUAAAAGUGAAGGUGAAAAAGGGCCGGAAGGGGAAAAAAAAGAUUUCUCCAGCUAUUAAACGUUUGAGGAAGUUACAGUCCCUUUCCAUUUAAUAGGUUUGAGGUAGCAAGAUCAUGUUUUAGUGCAGCAGAUGUCUUGUGUGCUGUCUUCAUCCUUGUGCAAUUCAGGUCAUGCGGUGCUUUUCUUUCAUUGCCUAAAAUGUAUUGGGUGAAAAGUCAAGACUUGAUUGUGCUAUCUAUAUUGGUUUUAUCAUCAAUUGAGAGAACUAGUGACGCGUUCAGUUAGCAUCGACAAUUUUAGGGAAAUAACAGUGAAGAUUCUCACAUGCUUUAUUUACUAUGAAUUUAUUUUU
Molecule: messenger RNA, 2129 nt
Organism: Malania oleifera
Lineage: Eukaryota; Viridiplantae; Streptophyta; Magnoliopsida; Santalales; Ximeniaceae
Exons: 2
Coding region: 283-1869 (528 amino acids)
Biological process (GO): rRNA processing
Cellular component (GO): preribosome, large subunit precursor; nucleus; preribosome, small subunit precursor
Source: RefSeq, a predicted model, not a curated record